This is a messenger RNA of Haliotis rufescens (red abalone), 3648 nucleotides long. Its product is annotated as TBC1 domain family member 2B-like. The transcript is spliced from 20 exons. The coding region runs from base 12 to 2996 and encodes 994 amino acids. NCBI's taxonomy places the organism in Eukaryota, Metazoa, Mollusca, Gastropoda, Lepetellida, Haliotidae. The record is from RefSeq and is a predicted model, not a curated record.
GCCAAGCCAAUAUGGCGGGUGUUGGGGGAGUGCCCCAAGAAAGUGAACUUUCUGACGACCCGUCAUCAAUUAAUUCAUCAACGGAAAAAACUAACAGCAAUGAAGUCAGUUCACAAGAGGGCCAAAUUCCAUCGCCCAGUAAUAUAACCGAGUCUGCACAGAUCAAAUCAAAGACCACCACCAAAGAGACUUACCCGGAAGAAACUCGUCUUAGCGGAUGGCUGGCCAAAGUUGGUGCUCUGGGCUUCGUGAAAACUAGCAGAGUGUUUUGGUUUGUUUUCGGCGAUGACACCUGCAAACUGUACUAUUAUCGCAACCCCCAAGAUUUGCUGCCUCUCGGAGAGAUUGACAUUUCAAAUGCCUUCUUUACAUUUGAACCAAAUGUGAAGGACAAGCCGGGUUUAUUUGAAAUCAGGUCUGAAGGGAAGAUCCACUACCUGGAUGCCCAGGAGAGACACAAGAUGGUUUACUGGCUGCAGGAACUGCAGAGGAAGAGACGAGAGUACAGCCAGAAACGGACCACCAUAUCAUCAGAGAGGGUUCAGUGGACAGUCAAGAAGAGACUUCAGAUCAGUGGCCUGUUGGGUGAUGAUGUUGAUGAUGAGGAUGGUGGUAGAGUCAUCUUGGAAGCUCCCAUGGACAACAUCCAAGUGGAGCAGAGUUUCAGUGGGAGCAAAAUACCUCAGUGGAAUCUGAAGAAGGAGAUCCGAGAUGCUGUUGUUAGUAUCAGGUCCAACUUCAAAAUAUCCGGAGAGGGAAACAGAGAAACUCCUGGCUCACUGUCCCCAGAUUCGGGGUCCUCACGGGAAGACUGGACCCUAUUGGAGACCGAGGUUCCUCCCACUGAGACUCUGUUGCCCCCAAACAACACAGCAGCCCCCUUCAAAUCUUGCCCAGAACUCCAGUCUCCCACCUCCCCCGUCUCCAAGUCCAACCCCCAGGGGAAACUUCUGUCCACAUUCAAGAAGCUGGCGUCCAAGAGAAGCAACACUGUGACAGAAGGGGUUUAUAAGGAUCAGCGGAAUAAGGUUGUCUUCCCUACAUGUGUUCGCUGUAAACAUAUAAACGAGGACCUGAUAACAGCCCGUGAUGACCUGCAGGCCACAGAAGAGGAGCUUCAGGCCAACAGGGAGAUUGUGAAACUCCUUCAGAAAGAGGUGGAUGUACAGAGGACCGAGAUCAACACCAUGAGAGAAGUGGGCAGCAAGUCAGGCGAGGACAGGCAUGAGAUGCUGCGUCAGCGAGACAAGCACAUCGUGGAGAUGAGGCACAGCAUGUCCAGCCUGGAUGAGGAAUGCUCACAACUGAAACAAAACACAAAGAAAGGCAAGAUGGUGAAGAUUCAGGAGUCCGAGCUGAAGACACAGCGGGAGCAGGUCAUCAUGUACCAGGACAUGUUGGAAGCGAAGGACCAGAUCAUCAUGAAACUGACCAAUCAAAUCUAUGAACUGGAGAAACUCAAGGGCAAGAACUCUGUGUCACCCUUACCUAGUCCAACGCUGCCUGCUCCUGUGAUUAUACCUAAUACCAAAGAGUUAGAAACAUUAAGAGAUUCUUGCCAAGCUUAUGAGCUACAGAACAAAUUCCUAACCAAAGAAAUACUGGAGCUGAAUCAACUGCGGCAGAAUGAUGAGGCUCGGGAGAAGAUGCUGCUUAUAAACUAUGCAAAACUGGAAGCCGAUUACUAUAAGACCAAAAGCCGGUACCUUAUUUUGCUGAAGGAAAACCAAGCUCCUGUCAUGGGCGGCAGUGAAAGCACGCGGUCCCAGGAGAUCGUCAACCAGCUACUGCAGGAAGCCAUGGAUGCUGAGUCCGGGGAUGCUGACAACAAACAUCUGCACAUGGCAUCAAACAGCACGCAAGAGUAUGACCGCUAUGGCUUCCAGAAGUGUAUGUUUGAGGACGAUGAAGACAUUCUCCUCGCCCGAGCAGACCAGCUGCAAAGACAGUCGGCAGAGCUAGCCAACAAUAUCAAGGUGGCUGAUGAAGCGUCAUCGCACCAGGUCAAGUGGGAGAACUUCAUGGUCAACCAGUCAGGUCGACCUCUCAGCAGGUCCCUGGAGCUGAAGACACUCAUCAGGUCAGGAAUACCACACGAGUACAGGGAACAGGUGUGGAAAGGGUGUAUCAACAUGCAUGUAGGGCAGUCGAGACUGAAGCUGGGCCCGGGCUACUACAAAAGCCUGGUCGUACGUGCCAAGGACACCAAGUCCAACCCUGCAGCCAAACAGAUUGAACUUGAUCUGUUGAGAACUUUACCAAACAAUCGACACUUUGAAACACUUGAAUCAGAUGGCAUCAAGAAAUUAAGGAGAAUCUUACUAGCCUUCAGUGCUCAGAACAUGGUGAUUGGCUACUGCCAGGGAUUGAACCGGCUAGCUGCCAUAGCACUGCUGUUCCUGUCAGAGGAGGAGGCGUUCUGGUGUCUGGUGACGAUCGUGGAACACCUGAUGCCCCCUGACUACUUCACCACUACGCUAGCGGCAGCACAAGCGGACCAGCGUGUGCUGAAGGACCUAGUACAGGACAAGCUGCCCAAGUUGUACAGCCAUUUUGAGACCCAUGAUGUAGACCUGAGUCUGUUCACAUUCAACUGGUUCCUCACGGUGUUUGUGGACAGCGUGCCGACAGAUACUUUCCUUAGAGUCUGGGACUCCUUCUUGUAUGAAGGCAGCAAGGUGCUGUUUCGUUUCUCAAUUGCUUUCCUAAAGUACGCAGAGGAAGGAGUGUUGACUCAGAACACAUCCUUCCUGGUGAACAGGUACAUGCGCACUGUAGGCGAGAGGAUGACUUACGCAAGGGGGAUCUGUAAGAUAGCCUUCUAUGACCUGAAUCCCUUCCCAAUGAGGAGCAUCGCUAGUAAGAGGCAGAGCCAUCUACAUCAAAUCAAGCUUGAGUUGGCCGAGUUGGAUGCAAUCCGCCGAGACUUCAAGUCGGAGAGGGUCCCCGACGACCGGAUGGAUUUCUAUAGUGAUGAUGAGCUUGACGACGCCUGAGUGACAGUUGCCACGGAACCACCAUGGAAUGACAUCCUGGCUGGGGUACUGGGUGACCAGCACAACUACUUCACAAUCAUCAGAAAGUGUUAAAGCCUCUAACCCAGCCAGAAGUGUUAGCCUGUAAAUAGGAGAGCUUUCAUAAAGUUUGCAAAUACUUGUGUACAGUUGAUUCCAUUAGUGUGAAAGUUAAGUUUUAGGAUAAGGCAUCACUUCGGCAAACAGAAAACCAAGUAUUUCUCUUCGAAUUAGUAAAUUAAAGCCGUGCUAACCAUAUCCCCAUAUGUGAUUGUAUAUACUAGACCUUGCUAAGAAUCAUGGGGAAGCCUGUUUUAAUGUGUAUCGUACUGGGAACUCACGUUACGCUAUGUUUCUUAGUAGUCAACUAUGGGCAGCAAGUAAAAACUACUUAAAUCCAUGACAGUUCAACGAUUAAUGUUGCUUCUAUAUUUACAAUAGCAGUAGAUGGCCUGACUCCUGUGAUGAACAAAUAUCCAUAUAGAAUACAGCCGACUUCAUGUGUAAUGGUUUGCUGUGCAGAGUUACGUGGGUUUGAAUCCUGGUUUGACCGUGGGUUUUACAAAAGUGGUAAAUGUCUGAGACCUGCAUCACUUCGGGCUUUCUUCCCACAUGAAUCUGACAUGCCGUGAUA